CUUUUGCUGUCGCCUUCCUCCCCUUGCCUUCCCUGUGUCCUCCCCUCCCUCGCGCCGCAAAAAACGCCGGAGGGAGGAAGAGAGAGAGAGAGAGAGAGAGAGAGAGAGAGAGAGGGCCAGGCUGAGCUUACUGGCGGCGAGCUGGAGAAGAAGGAAGGAGCAUGGCCAUGCCGGCGGCGCUGCUUCUCUUCCUCCUAGUCCUCUCCGCCUUCGAGGCCGGGGAGCUUCCACGCUGCUCGGCUGCUGCUGCAGGUAAACCGGCAGUCCUCGUCCAUGAUGACUUGAGUCCGGUUCAAGACACCAGCCCCAUCGCAACAGUCCCCUCCACGAACCCGUCGCCCGCCAUCAUCACCGUGCCUUCCACGAAUCCCACCAUCACCAUCCCUUCCUUGAACCCUCUGCCCACACCCAUCACAGCCCCCUCAACAAACAUCCCUUCUCCUUCCACCAUGCUGCCGCCGGUUCCGGUCAUAUAUCCGCUGCCAACGCCGUCAACAUCCUCCCCACCAGCUGUGCCGGUCACCAAUCCUGCUGUCACCACGCCUUCCACGUCCCCUCCGUCGACACCAACACCAUUCAACAACCCACCAUUGUUGAACCCAACGCCGACCCCUGCUCCUACAGUCACGGCCCCAGCUGCUUCAGGCCGGGAGGUCUGGUGCGUGGCCAAGGCUGCUGGCUCAAGUGAAGCCGCGCUUCAGAACGCGUUGGACUACGCGUGCGGCAUUGGAGGAGUAGAUUGUUCGGCGAUUCAGCCGUCAGGGAGCUGCUACUAUCCGAAUACCAUCCAAGCCCAUGCAUCCUACGCGUUCAACACUUAUUACCAGAGAAACCCUGUUUCUUCCAGCUGCGACUUUGGGGGGACGGCAAUGCUCGUCACUGCUAAUCCAAGCUCUGGGAGCUGUGUCUUUGCAUCAUCAUUGCCAUCGUCGUCAAGCUCUACUGUUGGAUAUGAUCCCGCGUCCACGGCUACUCCAUCGUCACCGUCGUCUGGUUCCGACUCGGGAGCACCCGUGCUGAAUGCCAGUGGGGCAGGUUCUUCUGAAUCAUCAGAUUUUGGCUUUGACAUCCCAGGAGCUGUCAAUUUGGGCAGCGGUUGGAGGUCAGUCUCACCACCCAACUGGCCCUGGGCAGCCCUGGUCUGGAUUCUAGUAGCAUUGUGUGUGCACAAAGAAGGGAUGGUCUGAAAACCUGUGAGAGCAUCUGCAGUAUUUUGGAGACAGAUUGCAAAGUAGCCAGGUGGUGUAGAGACCAGUAGAGAGCUACAAAGCUAGAGAAUCGGACCUUAGCAUGGCUAAGUUUAUCGAUGUAUGUAUGAAGUAUGGUGCUCCAGUUCGUAGUAGCAACUGGGAACUGAUGUAGUCCUGAUGGAUGGACUUGGACUCACCCUGAUCGGUCACUCAGGCACUCUGUAGUGUAGAUGUAGGCAUGUAGCUGCUGCUAGUAGUAGUAGUAAUGCAAGUACUGCUUUGCAUCGU
This is a messenger RNA of Zea mays, 1478 nucleotides long. Its product is annotated as Carbohydrate-binding X8 domain superfamily protein. The transcript has 4 exons. The record is from RefSeq and is marked predicted. Bases 162 to 1187 code for a protein of 341 amino acids. Lineage: Eukaryota; Viridiplantae; Streptophyta; Magnoliopsida; Poales; Poaceae.